Penicillium olsonii is the source of this 597-nucleotide messenger RNA. Lineage: Eukaryota; Fungi; Ascomycota; Eurotiomycetes; Eurotiales; Aspergillaceae. The record is from the annotation of a GenBank genome assembly.
AUGGCCCGCGUGAGGGGACCUUCUAUAUCUGCAUCUACCAUCACGAUACUCGACGAGAAACUGACUGAUGCCAACGCCACAGCCCUGGCACAGUUCUUACACGACCACAACCUCGCCGCGGAAACCCUCCCGUUCUGGCUAGUCAAUAUACCCCGGUCGCAAUGGACUGCCGAAUGCCCCGGCUUUCUACACGGCCAGCCUCCAAAGAAUAUUCAAUGUCUUUCCACUCCCGAUGACCACUAUACCCGGCAGGACUGGGCGCAAGUGAAAGCGAUCAUCGGUCAGCCCGGCCAGAUUCCCGACGCGAUCAUAAUUGCUAACUCAGGCUGUAUAGAGACCAACCGCAUCGAUCUGUUCCAAAGAGUUCCUAGCGAGCUGCGCAAGUACCUGGAGUACAUGGCGCAAAUCAAAGCGGAGUAUUCAUCGGUGAUGCGCUUCGUGAUCAAGGAACGAUUACAGUGGGGGGACGGCAAACUCUCCGACCUGCAGCCUCGCGGCAAACCCUUCGAAUUCGACGGUAUGGGAUGGGGAGAUUCGAACUCGAAAGAAGAAUCCGCACUAACGGCUCUCAGAGGACAUCCGAAUCUUAUACAAUGA